AUGGCUAUGGCCUCAGAGAUGUUGCGUACUUUCAGUGCUCGUGCCAAGCCUGUUCCACUUAUAAUCAUCCGAAGAUUCUCAUCGCUUUGGUCAACAAAGAAAGACCCUGAUCUCGAAUCUGCUCUCUCGCGCAACAAGAGAUGGAUAGUUAACAGUCGGCUCAAGAACAUUAUCUUAAGAUGUCCCAAUCAGGUCGCACCGAUUAAGUUUCUACAGAAGAAGUUUAAGACGCUUGAUCUUCAGGGGAAGGCCGUGAACUGGCUUAACAAGUAUCCCUGUUGUUUCCAUGUUUAUCUCCAGGACGAUGAGUAUUACUGUCGUUUGACCAAACCCAUGAUGACUCUUGUCGAAGAAGAGGAGCUGGUUAAAGAUACACAAGAGCCUGUCUUUGCCGAUAGGCUGGCUAAGCUGCUUAUGAUGAGUGUUAAUCACCGCCUCAAUCUUGUCAAGCUUAAUGAGUUGAAGCGGAGCUUUGGCUUCACAGAUGAUUAUGUUAUCAGGAUACUACCUAAGUACUCUCAUGUGUUUCGAUUAGUGAAUUAUAGUGGUAGGAAGAGUUCUAUGGAGAUCGAGCUUUUGUCGUGGAAGCCUGAGUUGGCUGUUUCUGCAGUGGAAGCCGCAGCCAAGAAAUGCGGCUCUGAGCCUAGUUUCUCUUGCUCUUUACCCUCCACAUGGACCAAACCGUGGGAGAGGUUCGUUGAGUUUAAUGCUUCUCCUUACAUAUCUCCAUAUCAGGAUCCUGCGGAUAUCAUCGAGAGUGAGAAGAGAAGCGUUGGUUUGGUGCACGAGUUACUCUCCUUGACGCUGUGGAAGAAGCUUUCAAUGGUAAAGCUGAGUCAUUUCAAGAGGGAGUUUGGGUUGCCAGAGAAGCUAAAUGGCAUGCUUCUGAAACAUCCAGGUAUAUUCUACGUCGCCAACAAGUAUCAGGUUCACACUGUGCUCCUUAGGGAAGGAUACAAUGGCUCAGAAUUGAUUCAUAAGGACCCGCUCGUUGUUGUCAAGGAUAAAUAUGGAGAACUGAUGCAACAGGGCUUGUAUGAGUACAAUCGUAGGCGAUAUCUGGCUAACCUAGAGAAGAAGAGAGAGAAAGGUAUUGAAUCUGUGAAGCAUCUAGUGCGAAAGAAAGGCAGGAUUGACGAUGGAGACAGUGGUGAUGAACAAGAGAAUCAUGGGGAUCGACCAGGCGGUAUGUUUGAUCCAGAAGAGAGAAAAAGGUUCUAUCAGAUUCUCUUCAGUGACACCCAAUAA
This is a messenger RNA of Arabis nemorensis, 1248 nucleotides long. NCBI's taxonomy places the organism in Eukaryota, Viridiplantae, Streptophyta, Magnoliopsida, Brassicales, Brassicaceae. The record is from the annotation of a GenBank genome assembly.